AUGAUCUCCCUCAGCCGAACCUGUUUUCUGAAUAAGGCGAGCAUCGCUGGCUUGUCUAGCCCCUUUUCAGAUAGGCAGAGAGGAAUUUUCCCUAAAGCUCCUUGCUCGUUGAAAAUCAAGGCAGCGGCGGCAGCAGCAGCUUCCAACCGUGAUCGAAACGGCACCGUAUUAGCAGUCGAGACGGUGACAAAAGAGAUGGCGGAAGCAGAAUCUUUGAUCGACGACUCUCAGCCCACCGUUGCUGGCGGAAUCCGUGAUGCGUACGGUGAGGAUGCCGCCACCGAGGACCAGCCUGUGACUCCUUGGUCCCUCUCAGUUGCUUGCGGCUACUCGUUGUUGAGAGAUCCACGUCACAACAAGGGUCUUGCCUUCACUGAUAAAGAGAGAGAUGCGCACUAUCUGCUUGGUCUUCUCCCACCAUCAGUUCCUUCUCAGGAACUCCAGGUAAAGAAAUUGAUGAAUAUCAUUCGGCAGUAUCAAGUGCCACUACAGAAGUACAUGUAUAUGAUGGAUCUCCAGGAAAGAAACGAGCGCCUGUUCUACAAGCUUCUCAUUGACCAUGUCGAGGAGAUGCUCCCAAUUGUCUACACUCCAACAGUGGGAGAAGCUUGUCAGAAAUAUGGUAGCAUCUUUAGCCGUCCUCAGGGUCUUUACAUCAGCUUGAAAGAGAAGGGUAGGAUCCUCGAGGUUCUGAGGAAUUGGCCUGAGAAGAAUAUUCAAGUUAUUGUUGUCACUGAUGGUCAAAGAAUUUUGGGGCUUGGGGACCUUGGAUGCCAGGGAAUGGGGAUACCAGUUGGAAAGCUCUCCCUAUAUACCGCUCUAGGUGGAGUUCGUCCUUCAGCUUGCUUGCCGAUCACUAUUGACGUGGGUACGAACAAUGAGAAGUUGUUGGACGAUGAGUUCUACAUAGGGCUUAGGCAAAGACGGGCAACUGGACAGGAAUAUGAUGAAUUACUACAUGAAUUCAUGACGGCAGUGAAGCAGAACUAUGGCGAGAGAGUCCUUGUUCAGUUCGAAGACUUUGCCAAUCACAAUGCAUUUGAUCUGCUUGCAAAAUAUGGUACAACACAUCUUGUAUUCAAUGAUGACAUUCAGGGCACAGCAGCUGUGGUCCUUUCUGGGCUCAUGGCAGCACUGAAAUUGCUCGGUGGAACAUUAGCGGAUCACAGAUUCCUAUUUCUUGGGGCUGGAGAGGCUGGCACUGGAAUCGCAGAACUGAUUGCCCUUGAGAUAUCCAAACAGACACAAAUGCCACUAGACGAGGCUCGUAAGAACAUUUGGCUUGUGGAUUCAAAGGGUUUGAUUGUAGAAUCCCGCAAGGAGUCCUUGCAGCACUUCAAGAAACCCUGGGCUCAUGACCACGAGCCUGUUGAAACCCUUCUUGAAGCUGUCAAUGAUAUAAAGCCAACGGUAUUGAUUGGAACGUCAGGAGUAGGAAGAACAUUCACUCAAGAAGUGGUUGAGGCCAUGGCCUCUUUUAAUGAGAAACCUCUGAUUCUUGCACUCUCCAAUCCCACCUCACAGUCCGAGUGCACAGCUGAACAAGCAUAUACAUGGACUAAUGGUCGCGCGAUAUAUGCCAGUGGCAGUCCAUUUCCCCCUGUUGAAUAUGAGGGCCAAACAUAUGUCCCAGGGCAGUCGAACAAUGCGUACAUUUUCCCUGGUUUGGGUCUAGGCUUGAUCAUGUCUGGUACAAUCCGUGUUCAUGAUGAUAUGCUUCUUGCAGCAUCGGAAGCUUUGGCUGCUCAGGUUACUCAAGAAAACCUGGAUAAUGGACAGAUAUACCCACCCUUCACUAACAUUAGGAAGAUCUCGGCUCACAUUGCUGCCAAUGUGGCUGCCAAGGCAUAUGAACUGGGCUUGGCAACGCGCCUUCCACGACCGAAGGAUCUGGUGGCGUAUGCUGAGAGCUGUAUGUACAGCCCAUCUUACAGAAACUACCGGUGA
This is a messenger RNA of Linum trigynum, 1947 nucleotides long. Lineage: Eukaryota; Viridiplantae; Streptophyta; Magnoliopsida; Malpighiales; Linaceae. The record is from the annotation of a GenBank genome assembly.